UCGGAAAACUCAAUAUUUAUAUAAAAUAACAAGUUCUUAUUAACCUUACUUCUAACUCCCGAUCGUUUUAAAUCAAGUUAUUUUGCUUUAUAUUUUAGUUAUUAUAUGGUAACUAUCAUCGUCAUCGCAAAAUUCGCUAGCCGUGACAAUCCAGUCAAUCUGCUCUUGCGUGUGUUGGUGGCGUGGUCUGUGGUGACUUCGUCCGUAUUUUGCGGAAAUUUUGGUAUACGAACACUUGCAGAACUUGCGAUGUACACAAUCGGUGCCGUCGCCGAUCUGAUCGGAAAACAGUGCAUUCCAAGCGAGAAAGCAGGUAAGACUUCUAGCACGUCGAAAAAGCAUGCUAGCGAAGCGAAGGCCCGCAAACCGGUAUACACCGAGUACAGAUUAGACAUCCCCACGCCACCGACUAAAGACCUGCGUGAAUCCGAAAAACCCGACGUUCCGAGCAGCUCCGAAAGGUCACCGGCUAAACGAGCUAAAAGCAAGAAGUUCAAGAAACCCAGAGUCGAGGAGGAACCGAUACGAGAGUUAAGCGAAGACGACUUCGAGCAGGAUUCUUCGGCGCAAAGUGCUGCUGAAGAAGAUGCGAUUCCUCACGAUCCGCCUCCACGAAAAAAACGUAAGAAACAGAAAGCCAGCUCCAGGGUUCCAGAAGAGCCAGAAGACCCCGAGGUUGCCCCUGACGACGUCGCCGAUGCCGAAGCGCCGAAGCCGCAAAAGAACUUCCCGCCGGAAAGUCCAGACAAAGAAGCGAGAACCAUCUUCGUCGGCAAUUUACCGGUCACCGCCUCGGAAAAACCGCUACGGCGUUUCUUCAACCAGUACGGCGCUAUUGAAAGCGUGCGGUUCCGAUCUGUGGCGCCCGCUCGCGCCAGCCUGAGCAAGAAGGUCGCCUACAUCAGCAAGAGCCUCCACAGCAGCAAGCAGAACGUCAACGCUUACGUCGUCUUCAAGCAGAAAGAGUCCGUGGGUAAGGCUUUGGCGGCCAACGGUUCCCUGCUCCUCGGCAACCACAUCAGGGUGGACCGUGUCGGCAAGAAGCCACAAGUCGACGACCGCAAAUCUGUCUUCGUCGGCAACCUGCCCCACGAAGUCCAGGACGAAGAGCUGUGGAACUGCUUUUCGGAGUGCGGACAGGUCACCGGAGUUCGUGUCAUCAGGGACCGGGAGACAGGUAUGGGCAAGGGUUUUGGGUUUGUGACCUUUAGCAAGCUGGAUGCUGCGGCACUUGCGCUCGAGAUGAGCGGCAUCCAUAUGUCUGGUAGGCCCAUCCGGGUCACUCCGGUCUCGAAGCAGCAGGGUGUGGCCAAGAAGGGUCCGCAGCAGACGGCGUACGCCCAGCGGAAGAAAGCCAAGUCCAAGGCUGCACCGGAGGAAGGUGUGGACUUCACGGGUGCCAGGGCGGAGCGCCUGCUCAAGAAGAAGAAGCUGAAGAAAGUGAUCCGUUCUAAGAAGCAGCAGCGGCAGCAGAAGGCAGUAUUUGGGUUUGGUGGUGCAAAGGCGGUGACGUCGCCCAAGAAGGAGAAGAAGAAACGGAAGGCUUUCAAUGUUGCAGACUGAUGGGCGCGAUAGCGGCUGUGUCAUGGUAGGGAUGCAGCAGGAAGUGUUGUAAAUUGGAUGUAUGUAUUAUAAACCGUGACCUUUCACCAA
Messenger RNA from Ixodes scapularis (black-legged tick), 1653 nucleotides. Its product is annotated as RNA-binding protein 34. The transcript has a single exon. The record is from RefSeq and is a predicted model, not a curated record. The coding region runs from base 106 to 1563 and encodes 485 amino acids. Gene Ontology annotation, cellular component: cytosol. Gene Ontology annotation, molecular function: mRNA binding. NCBI's taxonomy places the organism in Eukaryota, Metazoa, Arthropoda, Arachnida, Ixodida, Ixodidae.